Molecule: messenger RNA, 1170 nt
Organism: Bombyx mandarina (wild silkworm)
Lineage: Eukaryota; Metazoa; Arthropoda; Insecta; Lepidoptera; Bombycidae
Source: RefSeq, a predicted model, not a curated record
AUGGCGCAAAACGCUAGUGAGAAACCAUAUUCCCUUACGUUAGCAUUCUACAAUGCUAACGGACUCGCGCGGCAACGCGAUCAAAUUUACGAAUUCCUCCGCGACAAUCUUGUAGAUAUUCUGCUAGUGCAGGAAACCUGCCUGAAGCCCUCGCGUCGUGACCCGAAAAUCGCGAAUUACGUCAUGGUUAGGAAUGACAGACUCACCGCCUCCAAAGUUACAAUCGUUUUAGUUAACCUAUGUCAUGUUUUGUUUGUACUGUUAUUUCUGUUCGCAGGAGGAGUGUGGUCGUUAAAAGACCUCACGAUCUCCGUGCCCAGAGCGGUCCUCUCCGGUGAUGGUCAGUCUGCUGUAUUAAGGUGUUCCUAUGACUUAGAGGGUGCAGCAUUGUACUCUAUUAAGUGGUACAGAGCGGAAACAGAAUUCUACAGAUUCGUGCCAAGGGAAAUGCCUCCUACUAUGGUAUUUCCGCUACCUGGUGCUUCAGUUGAUCUAACGCAAUCGGAUCACCAGCAAGUGAGGAUAGUGAAUAUGAACAGGCACCUCAGCGGAGAUUAUCAGUGUGAAGUAUCAGCAGACGCACCCCUCUUUCAUACUGAUAUAGAGUCGGCGCCACUCACGGUUGUUGACCCUCCGUUUCGGGCGCCACAUCUCACGAUAUCUCGUGGGAGCUACGCGAGGGGUGACGUCAUAAGAGCCAACUGCUCUGUUGACGAGGCGUACCCAGCUCCCAACAUAACAUGGCUUCUGGAUGAAAACAAAAUUGCGGAGACAGUGUCCUGGCGAUCACCAGAUUUGGAUUUCAAGGAGCGCGGGGCCUUCAGCCAAAUUGAGAUCUCCAUCAUGGAGGCUGAGCACUACAAGAUGGGACUGACCUAUACCAGCGCCAGUCUCAACAGGGUCUACCAGGAUCACUACGUCUAUGAUAACGCGGAUAUGGAGGAAAAAGAUAUUCUCAGGUACACACUGACGCCACCUACAGAUGGGCAGUUUUCACUGUGCUGCGUUGCGACUAUCUACGAUAUCUACGCUCGGAAGAGCGACCCUGUCUUCAUCAAGGAAGACGCCCCUCAUCCAGCAUCAGUGACUCGGGAAGAUUCUUCUGGUACUAUCAGAAGCUCAAGCCUCAUCGUGACUCUUGUCUGCCUAUCCAUUUUAUUAACGUUAUGA